AUGGCACUGAUCGAGGAGCGAGAAGACGGGGGCAGGACGGUUGACAAGUGGUCAGACUCUGCUCACGAAAAUAUUUCAGAGAAAAUGCCCAGUAUCUACAAGUCUGUGACCAUCAACACCUCCAAGGAGAUGACAUGCUUCAGUGACUUCCCCAUCCCCGACCAUUUUCCCAACUACAUGCACAACUCCAAACUCAUGGACUACAUCAGGAUGUAUGCCAGACACUUUGGCCUCCUGAAGUACAUUCGUUUUCAGACCAAAGUACUAAGUGUGAGGAAACGCCCAGAUUUUUCUUUCACUGGACAAUGGGAUGUUGUUGUGGAGUCAGAUGAGAAGCAGGAGACUUUGGUAUUUGAUGGGAUCUUGGUCUGCAGUGGACAUCACACAGACCCCUAUUUACCACUUCAGUCCUUCCCAGGCAUUGACAAGUUUGAAGGCCGUUACUUCCACAGUCGGGAGUACAAAAGUCCUGAUGGCUUUUUAGGAAAGAGAAUCAUCGUGGUUGGCAUUGGGAAUUCCGCAGUGGACAUUGCGGUGGAGCUCAGUCGUGUCGCAAAGCAGCAUAUUCGUUUACUUGUGAUUUUUUAUAUAUAUAUAUAUAGACCUUUAAGUCAGGCUCCAACUGUCAGUGAUGAGCUGCCAUUUCACAUAAUUUCUGGAAGAGUCCAAGUGAAGCCCAACGUGAAGGAAUUCACAGAAACAGACGCCAUCUUUGAGGACGGCACCAUGGAGGAGAAUAUUGAUGUUGUCAUCUUUGCUACGGGAUACAGCUUCUCCUUUCCUUUCCUUGACGGUCUGAUCAACGUUACUAAUAAUGAAGUGUCUCUGUACAAAUACAUGUUCCUCGCUGAGCUGGAGAAGCCUACACUGGCUGUGAUUGGCCUCAUACAAGUUGUGGGCUCCGUGCUGCCUAUUGCAGAAAUCCAGUCUCGCUGGGCUACACGAGUGUUCAAAGGGCUGAGCCAAUUACCCUCAGUGAAGGACAUGAUGGCAGAUAUCGCCCAGAGGAAAAGAGCUUUGGAAAAACGGUACGUGAAGACACCCCGCCACACACUCCAAGUGGGUCACAUGGAAUACAUGGAUGAGAUCGCCACCCUGCUGGGCGUGAAGCCCAACCUGCUGGCCCUCUUUCUCUCGGACCCACAGCUGGCCAUGGAGGUUUUCUUUGGCCCCUGUACCCCGUACCAGUACCGGCUACAGGGGCCGGGGAAGUGGGCCGGGGCCCGGAGGGCCAUCCUGACCCAGAGAGAGCGGAUCAUCAAGCCCCUGAGGACGCGGAUUACUAGCGAGGACAGUGGCUCAUCCUCACUGCUCCCUUGGCUAAAGAUGGCACCAGUUGGCUUGGCAUUACUGACUGCUGGCUUAGCGUACUUUAGACACAUUCAUCAUUAUGAUGCAUAG
Hipposideros armiger (great roundleaf bat) is the source of this 1401-nucleotide messenger RNA. Its product is annotated as dimethylaniline monooxygenase [N-oxide-forming] 5-like. The transcript has 7 exons. The record is from RefSeq and is a predicted model, not a curated record. Gene Ontology annotation, molecular function: flavin adenine dinucleotide binding; N,N-dimethylaniline monooxygenase activity; NADP binding. Lineage: Eukaryota; Metazoa; Chordata; Mammalia; Chiroptera; Hipposideridae. The coding region runs from base 1 to 1401 and encodes 466 amino acids.